Melitaea cinxia (Glanville fritillary) is the source of this 1151-nucleotide messenger RNA. Its product is annotated as lysophosphatidylserine lipase ABHD12-like. Gene Ontology annotation, biological process: monoacylglycerol catabolic process; phosphatidylserine catabolic process. Lineage: Eukaryota; Metazoa; Arthropoda; Insecta; Lepidoptera; Nymphalidae. Bases 1 to 1092 code for a protein of 363 amino acids. Gene Ontology annotation, cellular component: endoplasmic reticulum membrane. Gene Ontology annotation, molecular function: phosphatidylcholine lysophospholipase A1 activity; monoacylglycerol lipase activity. The transcript is spliced from 10 exons. The record is from RefSeq and is a predicted model, not a curated record.
AUGGUUAUCGGGGCAAUACUCCUGACUGGCGCAUCUCUAACAGCAAGUGUACUGGUCCUACAAGUAGCAGUACUUCCACUGUUAUUCAAAUAUAAUAAAUCCGUACAUAGAAAGAUAGUUUUCUCCAAUUGUAUAAAUUAUCCAAAAAACCUUGAUUUCGAAAGACCUUCCAGUUGCAAUGUUUUGGGAUGCAGAAACUAUAAAAUAGAUUUUCAUUCUGCUGUCGACAAGUGUGCUGUAGAAUUGGGUGUAUGGCACAUCAUACCUUGUUCCCUCUUUCGGGAAUUAUUUGUGGUCCACGAUAAUUUAACACUUGAAAAAAGACUUCACAACGAACUGAAGAGAACACAUAGUACUGUUAUUCUUUAUUGCCAUGGAAAUUCCAACCACAGAGCGUCGCCGCACCGCUUGCAGCUGUACAAAGUGUUUCAAGAGAUGAAUUUUCAUGUUAUCACGUUCGAUUACAGAGGUUACGGAGAUUCGACACGCGUGCGUCCAACAGAAAAUGGUGUAGUGGAAGACGCCCUCCAUGUUUACACCUGGCUGAUGGAAUGCGUCAAAGACAAUGAAAGACGUUCUAUUGUAAUAUGGGGUCAUUCUCUCGGUUCAUCAAUAGCAGCUAAUUUAGUAUCACAUCUUGAUAAGCUAUGUUCAGAACGCGGCGUCGCUUGCCUGCCGCCGCCUCGAGCUUUAGUACUAGAAGCGCCGUUCAACAAUUUGCUUGAGGAGAUAGAGAGACAUCCGUUUUCAAAAUUCGUUUCCUGGCUGCCAUACUACAAGGAUUCCUUUGUAAAGCCUUUCUCUUCGGAGUAUACCUUCGCGACAGACCAGUAUCUCAGCAGCGUCACCGACAUACCUGUUCUGAUGCUGCACUCGAAAGGAGACAAGAUCGUGCCUUACGAAUUGGCUGUUAAGCUGUAUGAACGCAUAAAGUGUUCAAGGAAGGAAGAUGGAGCAACGGUUGAAUUUCACGUUUUUGAUAAAGGACACAAUGAUAUAUGCGAAGCACCCGACUUACCUCGAGUUCUUACAAAUUUCUUAAAACUAAUUAAAGAGGAUGCCGUUAAUAACAUAAACAUGAAAAAUAGGUAAUAAUUAACUUAAAGAUACGAACAUUUAUAUUUAAAUAAUUAAAUUGAAUUAUUUACUUA